GUUUUCUAUGCUUGUUUAGUCUUCGUUUGAUUCAUUCCCCACAUCGUCUCUGUAACCACUUUACCUACAUGAAAGAUCCAAAUUAGGAUUAUCAUCCAGAUUCUGGAAAAUGUGUUCACUUGAUGUAUUUUCUGUCUCCCUGUUGUUGAGUCACACGGACUCCAGGUCUUAAACGACGGAAAGGUUUCCUUUCAUUGCCGUCUAUAUACGUGUUGUAUUUGUAUAUUUUACCAUCCUACCAGCCUGAAGCCCGGAGACGCAAACCCUUGUUGUCCUCUAGGUGGCGUCCCGUCUGAAGGACGCUGGAUUAGCCCGCGGCCAAUGGUGAUGCUGAGGAGAUUAUUCAAACGGCAUCUAAAAAAAGCUCCCCACCCUCUGUGUGAGCGAGUGAACUCUCGCCGUGGACUUCAGCUGCCUGUUGAAAGCCAUGGCUGCGUUUUACCGGACUCUUCUCCUGCUGUCUGCGGCCGCCGCCUCCUCGGCGCCGCCCGGCUCCCCGCGGACAAGAAGGGGGCUGCUGGAGCUGGCGGGAGCCAUCAAGUGCAGCACGGGGAGGUCCGCCUUGGCCUACAUGGUGUACGGGUGCUACUGCGGACUGGGGGGUCAGGGCUGGCCCCGAGACAAGGCGGACUGGUGUUGCCACAGACACGAUUGCUGUUACGGAGACGCAGAACGUCUUGGCUGCCAAACCAAAACCGACCAGUACCAGUGGACCUGUGAGGACGAGAAAGCAGAGUGUGAUGAUUUGAAGGACAAAUGUGAAAAGCUGCUUUGCAGAUGUGACAGAAACGCUGCCAGAUGUCUGAGAAAAGCACCUUUCAUCCCCAAAUUUGCCCUCUGGCCGGAUUUCCUCUGCGGCCACCAACACCCAAUGUGUAACAUUUACUGACGCAAUAAAUGCGUGUCCCGUGUGCCAAUCAAACACAACACGGGACAGUAAUAAUGCUCAUCGCAUACUAAUUCCAGUUGUGCUGGGGUUUUUUUUUACUGUCUUUUAAUAAAAACAUGAGAAGUAAAACAGUGUUGGGUUUAUAUUGUGUUAUGAUAUUAUAUUGUGCUUGAUCGAAUCUCGGUCCAAAGGUCAAGUGUUAAUCAGCGAUGGAAGGGUCAGAUAGGGCGCUUGUUUGUGAAACCGCCUCAUGAGUCUGAAGUUGCCUUUGAGCUUCGUUGACUGUGCUUCAUCCAUCUGGGUUUGAAGAUGCUAUUUCUUUAUUAAUGGUUUAGAAGCUAAUAGCUAUUAAGUGAUGUCAUAAACCGUUAAUAGCAGAUUAUGAACCCAGAUCUUAUUGGCCGUUUGUUCUCGUUAUUGUAAUAUUAAAGAAACGCAGUACACACAAAUAACUGUUGCAUUGUGGGAUGUCUCUACAGAAAUGAAUGGUGUUUUUGAAUUUAAUAGAUAUUACUCAAUUAUAUCAACAUAUGUACAUCUAUGUACUUAUGAAUCUACCUGUAUAUGUAUAUAUGAUAUGUAUGCAUAUAAAACGCGCAUGAAGUUUG
This is a messenger RNA of Gasterosteus aculeatus aculeatus (three-spined stickleback), 1497 nucleotides long. It is a transcript of the gene pla2g10, whose product is annotated as phospholipase A2 group X. Gene Ontology annotation, molecular function: phospholipid binding; calcium ion binding. NCBI's taxonomy places the organism in Eukaryota, Metazoa, Chordata, Actinopteri, Perciformes, Gasterosteidae. Gene Ontology annotation, biological process: arachidonate secretion; phospholipid metabolic process; lipid catabolic process. The record is from RefSeq and is a predicted model, not a curated record.